AAAAAGAUAUAGAAAACGGAACAUCGAGCGCCAGGGCAGAAAAGAGAGAGGGGCGGGACCUGCCCCCGCGAUCUUUUCGUUUUACUCGCGAUCUGCGCGCACCUCUUUAGGGAGCCCCGAGAAGUAAGAGAGAGAGAGUCGGUUUUUCCCUAAACACGUCGCGCGGGAGUCCAUUUCGGCCCGCCGCAAGUGGCUCUCUGCAGCCGAUUCCUUCUUGCCGUCACGAGCCCCACUGCUCGGCGGCGCCGGACCGAGAGACAGUCCGUGGAGCGGAACGGCCUGCUGAUCGACCAGCGUUGCUGCGUGCGCGUGUUCUCCGCCGAGCGAUGCGGUUAUAGCGGAUCGGCAGGACCCGCCGCUCCGAGCACGAGCUUCUCUCCCGAAGGUGGAGCGCUUCUGCCGUCGCCGCAGGACCUCUGCAAUCCGCGCUCCUCUUCUAUUAUUCGGCAACUCCGACGGCCCGCCCCGCCGUCUCCGUUCGCGGGCUCAUGGAGGCAUCGGCCGGUGUCGGUGGAGCGGCGGCGGUGGACGGCGUGUCGUCCGUGUCCAAGCGCGAGUACUUUCUGGACCUGUUCUGGCGCCACAAGCACACCACGAUCACGCUGUGCUUCGUGUUCUGGAGCUUCGGCAUGUGCGUCGCCUUCCUGGGACCGACGCUGUUGGAUUUGGGUUGCAAGACCCAGACCGUGUUCUCGACCAUGUCCUGGGUGUUCUUCAGCCAGUCGCUGUUCAUCCUGCUCGGCGCGGCUGCAGGCGGUGUCCUCGUGGAAAGGCUGACGCCCAACCUUACGCUGGUGCUGGGCACGGCCAUGAUGACGAUGACCAUGGCGCUGAUCCCGGUGUGUCACGUGCUGGCCGUGCUUGCCGUGGUGCUGGCCAUCAUGGGCUUCUUCAUGGGGUGCAUCGACACCGUCGCCAACGUGUACAUGAUACGCAUAUACUCCAAGGACGUCUCGCCGUUCCUGCAAGCGCUGCAUUUCUUCUAUGGCAUCGGGGCGUUCGUGAGCCCGAUGAUCGCGCAGCCGUUUCUUCUGAACGAGGACUGUUCAGUGUUCAUCGACAACAGCUCGGACUCCAUGCUGGACCAGGAGGACAUGAAUCCUUCUGGGGGAGGCCUUCCGGCGACGUCGCUCGCCGAGGCUCAACGAAAGACGCACAUCGACUACGCCUUCUGGAUCAUGGCCCUGCUCAUGGUCCCAGUGGUCCUGUUGGCUCUUUCUCUCGUGGGAAAGCAGUGGUAUCGGCGGCGCCUUGCCUCCCAAGAUCCAGGAACCAAACAGGCCUGGUACGAAUCCGUGGACGAUCCAUCCGUACCAGCCAUCCCGGACAAGACGGGAAAGGCGACUGGUACCUCACAGAUCAUUCUGGUUGCCCUCCUCACCGCGGCCAUGAUGUUCCUCUAUGACGGACUUCAGGCUGCGUACGGCGGCUACAUCUACUCCUACGCCGUGAAAGGAGCUGCGCGUCUUCCAAGAGCCGACGCUGCCUACCUCAACGCCCUCUUCUGGGGCAUGUUCGCGAUGGGUCGGCUCAUAUCCAUUGCCCUGGCCACCAAGCUGGCCCCGGCCCUCAUGCUGCUGUGCAACGUGUGUGGUUGCACGCUGGGCGUCACCCUCAUGCUAUGCGUCCCCUGGAGCAAGGCCGUGCUCAUCAUGGGCACCAUGUUGAUGGGCAUCUUCAUGAGCAGCGUCUUCCCAACCGCACUGUCGCUCGCCGAGCAAUGCAUCUACGUGUCACCUCGUACAACAAGCACGCUAGUCUUCGGCGCAGCACUGGGCGAGAUGUCGAUGCCUGUCAUCUUGGGACACGAGUUCCACCGCAUAGGACCCACGGCCUUUCCAAUCACCUGCAUGGCCCUAUGCGUGCUCUCGUGCGUCGUCUACGUUGGCCUCUGGGCUGUAGGCCACCAGCUCACCGGAGGACGAGGCCUCAUCACUGCCUGGCUGUUCGGAGCCAAGCCCGAAUGCGGCGAGGACUCCGGCCUGAUGACGCAGCACGUGCGCUACUACUCGCGCAUGCGCAGCGACUUGUCCGACAACAGCGUCGACGAGCACGAGAGCACACUCACCUCCGGCCCGGAGCCGCCGGCGACGCAGCAAGCGCCUCCUGCCGUCGCCACUUCUCCCGUCGCCCCGUCGGGCGGCACGCUCAACCCGUUCCAGCAGUAGUAACGGCGACGACGUCCUUGUAAUGCCUACUUAACCGAAGCUACCAAACGGUGGCUAUAGGGUCUCCGUCAUUACGCGGCAGACUCGGACACGCGGUUUGGCGGCGAACUCGGCGCUGUGCUCGAAAGAAGCUGGAAUUUUUUUCUUCCAAACAAAGCGGGUGCAGCCAUGUCGUGUUGCCAUCUUAGCCAGGCCAGACGACAAAGUGUUGCCGCAGCCGUGCGCUCAGUGGGCAGUUGUCUCAUUGUCCACUGCCGAACGGAAAAGCUUACCGCAUAGCAAGUGGCGUUUUCGGAUGGCAGCACGGCAUGGUUGAACAUUUUUAAUGAGAAGUUGUAUGCGUGGGGCGUAUGCACAUUGCCAAUAACAGAGCGUCUGAGCUGAUUAAACGUACUAGUAAAUAGCCGUACGCGAAUGUGGAAAGACACGAGAAUGGCACGGGUCGCAAUUUCUUAUGACACUGCGUUCAACCAAACAUCAUAGAAAUGCUAUUACACGCAGCGGCAGUGUUCGUCUUAUGUUAUUACAUUGAGCCAUCGUGUUUACAUUAUGUGGUGCGUAUGUUAUGUGUCGGAUGCAGACACUUGGUUGAACACAGCGUCAUAAAAUAUGGCCAGCGGAGCUGCCGUUACCGCCUAUGCCAUUCCACAUUCUGGUAGGCGUCUAUGCUUGUGCGUUUAUGGUGAGCUAAAAAAAAAAGAACUCUCUUUCCUAAUGGCCAUGAUUGUGGAAAACUUGCGUCGAUGCUGAUUGCGGUUAUCGCGUAAUGCCGUAUUUAAACGAAGCAUGCAAAACACGUAUGACGAUGAACGAACUUGUGGUGCUAACUUGCGGCCAUAAUGAUGCUGGUGGCCCCACAAUUACAUUUAUGGCUCUUAAAUUUUUCUUUAUUGCACAGAAGGAUCGAGCAAGGCAGUGUUUUUUGCAUUGCAGUUUAGCCCAGCAUGGCGCCUCACACUAUUGCCAGCAGCUUUGGUGUUCCCGUCUACGCAUCAUGGUAAUUAGGCGGCGGUAAUCUGCGUAUACGUAAGUUAACAAAUGUCUAACGGAGCGCUUUAGCGUAACGUUAUCACUCUGCUUUGUCUUUGCCGCCUGCGCUAGCCAAUCAGAGCAGCGCAUACGUUCGUGGCAUUUGGAAACAGCUGUAACGCUGACGUUGGAGCAGUGACGCAACAAGCUGAAGGGUUCGGAUAUGUUACCCGCGCACUGACAGAGGAAGUCUCUGAACUGCUGCGUACCCACGGAAGUUGAUCAUCGCAGCAUGCUUCCUUUCCAUUCCAGUGACGUCAUAGAUGUGAUCGCUCAAGCAACGUGACCUAGCGCGAGCAUUAUGCAAUCUGCCUCGUGCUUGUGUCGCACGGUUUCACCUGUGUGCGAAGGCUGCGACGCUAUAUACAGCCUAGAUGCCGUCGGCUUAAUGGCCGCUUUACAAGGCCUGCUUUCUGAAGGCGUUUCAGCAGUUUCCUUAGAUUUCAUUAGUAGACUGUGAUGUGAAUGAAUUGACUCCCAGCAGUAUGGCGGGGCCGCGAGAACUAGUAUUUGAGAAAGCAGAUCACGCAGUAACUCAGUUGCCGAGGCAUUGUCGCCAAAUAGAUUGCUGCUAUCGCUUGAUUUUGCUCCGUUCAGACAGAAAGGGGACAAACCGGCAGCAUGAAGGAAUCUGUGUGGACUAAUGCGGCCGACCCCUUUGCGUGAGCCAACCAUGUGUCCAGGCUGCAUACGUUCGUGUUUUCGCGCCUUAGCUCUUCAAACGUCUGGGUAUGUUUCGUCAGAUUGCUCUUUUUGGUUGUCCGCACCGCCUCGGAAUGCUUUCUACCACGAGAGAGCCAAACAGGUCUGUUUUCGUACAAAAUGUCGCUGUCGUGGUACGAGAGCACGGUUUCCUGUGUUGCAUUUAUGCUUGCGACGCUUCGAAAUCACUUUUUCUUUUCUUUUUGUGCUGUGGCUAGAACCUCAGGUGGACGAGGGUAGAUCGUUCUUUCAUUCAGAACGAAAAAUAUUAAAAAGAGGUAUGCAGGUAUACUUACAGUGGCUAUCAGGUGCACGAGAAUGUUGACGAUGCCAGACUAUCAGUGCCACUUGACACCUAAGGUGAACAUCAAGUGUUUAGGGUCGUAAGGUGUUAAUGUGUGUACAACGUGCGUUUUUUUUUUGUUUAGUGCUGUCUCCGUUCUCGCAAAUCUUUCAUGAAGACAAUCUUCGCUAGUGUUGACCGAAAGGUUUGAGGAUAGCCGAGUUUUUAGCUCUUUAUAGACAACGUCUGCUGAUGAAGACGGCUUCCUUUUCUCAACAUUUAAUCAUUCCAGGCUUGUUCAUGUAUCUGUGAUUUUUAACUAAUUAUGCCUAUUGCAAAAGCUUUCUUGUUUUGAGUGCCAUCGCAUGAGCGUCUCUGCCAAGACGGGCUGAACAAAUAUUUCCCGAAGCGCGUUCACGCAGCUAUUGCAGAAGCAAACUCGGGAACUUUAUGUUGAAUACGGUCACGUGAUUGUCCCUAUGUACCCACUCGCACUAUAGUGUGAGUCCGCGUUGACGUCUUAUAAUCAACUGUGUUGUUCACCGGUCAGAAAGAAGACACUGCGUGUACAAGAAGCUGCUAAGGCCGCAUGCAAAUCGUAAACAGUCAAAAGAAGCCAUUUCGUAUGCAUGCCUUCUCGAGCAGCAUGUGUCACUUUGAUUUAGACCAGAACCGCCUCCUAUUAUCUUAUCAGCGAUUUUUCCGUUUAUUGAAUGGCUUCGACGUGGCCUGCCGGCUGCAGGCCAAACCGCCCCCCCCCCCCCUUUUCCAUUUCCCCUACGCCGCCUUAGUAUCUUCAAACUCUCGUGUAGUCUCGUAAACGCAAUGUUAUAUCUUUUUAAUACUGCUGUUACUUGGGCGAGUUGGGAUUGCGUACUGCUUUGGGUUGCGCUUUUGAAGGCAAGGAUACAAUGAGGUAUGAAGAUCAACAAACGGGAGCGCUCUAUAGCUAUAUAUCAGUUGCUAGAACGCUCGCGUUUAUCUGUGUGCCUUACUGGGUCAUUGCCUUCAAAGGCGCAACCCAUACCAACAUCUUUUUAAGUUUUAACGCGCUGCAAGCCAACAAGGCAGCAUCGCCAUUCAAUGUUCUCUUAGGGAUUACACAAAAGUACAAUCAUGUACAAUCUAUAACAUUCACGUGGUUUCCACAUUCUAACUGUUUGUUUUUAAAGUUUAUUCCCAUGCCAUCAAUCCUCCAUCUUGCGCUUCACUUGAAACACUGCAGUUCGCUUGUUCUUAAUUUGUUAUCAACCAUAGUUAUUUGAUGCGGACGCGUUUAUCAAGUGGGACAAACGCUUUCUGUUCGUUGUACGUGACAUUCGCUCAAUCACCGCAAGCGUCCGAAGGCCGUCCUUCGUGUUAUGUGAAGGCGCGUUGUCUGCCUCACUUAAUAUGCGGAAUAGUGUUCAUUACACGCAACAGUUCUGAGAGGGGACGCGUUACCUGUGUUGCCCUCUACCGCCCAUUUUCUGAGAACAGAAGUAUCUGAUGUAGUUGGUGACUGCGCGUGGUGAGAUUUGCCGUGAUAAAUAUUGUGAGGCCUCGUAUGGUAGCAAUCACAUUGUUUUAAGUCUUCGCUGGUCUCCAUCACCAUGUGUCGUUAACCAAAAAAAAAGCAACCUGUCCCGGUAAAAAGUUAUAUGAACGCGCUGAACUUGUAACACGCUGCUGAGCGAAGAGCGUUAAUGUAAGAGCCGACAGAAACUAUCUACAUGUGCAAUCAAUCAAUCAAUCAAUCAACCAAUCAAUAAAUCAAUCAAUCAAUCAAUCAAUCAAUCAAUCAAUCAAUCAAUCAAUCAAUCAAUCAAUCAAUCAAUCAAUCAAUCAAUCAAUCUUUAUUUUUGCGAAAAUCGCUUUCGGACAAUUUCAAUCGACUAAUUCGUUUUCCGACAAUCAAACUGCUUUCUUUUUUCUUUUUAUGGCAGCAUACCGUACUAUCGAUAUCACAUGUGUCGUUUCACGUUAAAGUAAUUAGGUGAGAACAAAACAUCGCGUUCAGAUCAUACUUCAUGGCUACACAACCUUCGCAUAUUUAGGGCACAUUCAUUGAUACUCGAAUUCAAAAGAAGCAAACGUGCGAGGCUUCAAGAGCGCAAUCCAUUUGCCUAAGUUCAGAUACGUUCAGAGCCCAACGCCAGGUUUUUGGCAGCUACUUCUCGACGAGAAUUCCUUCUUUUCGACUUUUGUCGGAAAACACUGUUUACAAGCGGGAACAGAAAACAGCGUUGCUAAGGCAAACAAUGACGUUUGCAAUGACGCCGCGUUAUCGGAUUUGCAACGCGUCAUCAGAACAUUUCAAUUGCAGAGCAUGGCAGUGCGUUUGUUUAGCUUGUGCGCCAUUUACUUGACGUGCUCUGCUUCCGGAAUAUAUAAACCACGUUUUUUUUUUUUUCGCAGUGAUAGUUCUCAGAUGCGCACAGGCUGUUUUCGCUUCCCCUUCCUCUUAAACCAACGGCAUAGUUUUAAGAGGAAAGUCCAAGAAUGAAAUUGCGGCUUAGGUUGCACUGGCUUUUGUUGCGGUUUCGGGCAGUUAUGAUGGAAUAAUGUGCGCUGUGGCACGCUCGGCGCAAAGUCAAUCAACAGAAAGGUCUUUCAGAUAAAGGAACGUGAUAUUCAGCCAGAUAGUGGAAGUACAACCUAUUUUUUAUAACUCCAGCGGCGCCUGAACUCCAGACUUUCUUUGCUUCUUCUAAUCUUUUGCUCCCCCUUCCCUUUCCCCUAGUGCAGGGUAGCCAACCGGUCACACUCCUGGGUAACCUUGCCGUUCAUCUAUCCUUUCCUCUUUUUCGUAAGCUUUGUUUUGUGUAAUCAGGAAGCAGUGCAACAUGUGAAAGAUAUAAGUCAUAAGCUAGUCGGCACAAGAGCUAGAAGUCCUCUCGUCGCCUCGGUUGAGGGUAAUGCUGCGACGUACAGCCUCUGUCCGAAAAAAGCUGAGCCAGUAAGAGCAUAAAUGCUGCUGUAUCUUGGCUGCAUUGUGUACAGACUGUAGAUUUCUGUGGUUGAGGGAGAAAAUUCUAUCGCUCUCCUGCGAUUCCGACAUACGCUUUGAUUUCAUGCCCCAGUUUCUUAUAAUACUGCAUAGAGAUAAAUCUGAUGCCCCUGGCUGCUGCAUUUUCUUAAAGGGUGCUCUGCGGGCACUUUAACGAUGGUGUAUAAAGGAAAGUUCGAGUUUGUGUCCAACCGAGUUCGGAUUAAAAUAUGGUCAUGAAUGCGCGAAUAGGUCGAGUUACUGCAUGAGGCUGUUGGUGUCCACAUUUCUUCUGAUACCUAUACUCGUGUUUUUUUCCCCUAUGAUUCCUUACAAUAAUGAAUGACGGAGGUAACUGAAGACUGCCGAGGAAGGCCUUUUUCCUGCCGUGGACACACACUAGGCUGACGAUGAAAAUAAUGUAACAAGAAGUUGUUUCAUUCGAAGCUAAGCCUUUGUGACUGCCAAAAUAUUCGUUUCCAGACUCCAAUAUGGGAUAUCCUGGCUCUCUCUGGAAGAUGUUACUUCAAGGUCCUCGCUCUCUGGCAUUCCCGUGCAUGCAACGACACUUUACCCUCCGGAAUUAUAGGAAACUUUAUGCUUCGAGAAGCGCAGCUUUAACAAAAAAGGGCUAUUAGACAACGCGCUUCAGCGGCGACAAUGCGCGGAGUACAUUUGUUUCUUUUGACAACAGGGUAUAGUACAACAUUCAUGCGCUGCUUUUGCCAUUUCCGAGCAGCAUCCUCCGACUCCUUGCUAAGCCAUCUUAUCCAGAAGUCAUGUUUCUUAUGCGCAGGUCUGGCUGGUUAUUGGUUGUCCGAAACUACCGCUGGAGAUACGUCGGUAUAUAAAACAAAGCACAAUCAGUUCGGUAAAAAAGAAGUAGCUUGCUAAAAGCAAGCUGCUUGCUAGCACGGUUAUUAAAAGCAGUGUGGCUACUUCUCUCUCAAAAGCCUGCACUUACUUUAGUAAAAACAAAACGCCAUACAGGAAGCUCUUUCUCACCAAAGGAUGACUGGGACAUUUUUCGCAGAUUCUUGUGCCGUCGUAGUUCUUUUGUGGUGAUGCCUAGUCUGCCUGCUGACUUGCCCAGGAAAAACCUGCAGCUGUCCUUUUCGCGCUUUUUUUUUAGCGCAACGAAUCCGGCCAACAAGAACCUCCCUUACGCACUUGCGCCUCCAGAAUGAUGCACAUGAGGGCAGAAAGAAUGCUAUGCAUGCUGCAUUGACUCAGGAACGACACAGAACACUGGAGCGAGAUUAUGUGAUCUCAUCGGUUGGAAGAGAACCAACUUCUUUGUCACUGCAUCGUCUACGAUUCGGUUUGUGUACUCGUUCUUCAUAAGCUGUUAAAGCACCCCCCCCCCCCCCUUCCUUUUUUUAUAAUAAGAAAGAACGCACUAGUUUCACACUUAAAUAUUUGGCACUAUAUCAUGCAGCAAGUUCGUUUAUCUCUAUAUACGGCUAUGAGGGGUGAAUGCUGCAUCCACAACGAAGUAUGCAAAUGAAGUGAAGGUGAGACAGCAUUUUUUUUCCAAAGGGUUGUUUCGAGCUCCUAUUCUUAACCACAGUUUUUAGAAGUUACAAUGCCACAUGAAGUAUUGUGUCUCGCUGCGGUCUACAUCUCUAAAUUAAUUAGGGGAAUUAUAAAUAUACCUUCGUUUUACACGAGUGAUAUUAUGGUACCGCUAGUCUUUCAAAAGCUGCGCCGCGUGCCAGAGCAGAGCAGCUGCUGCCAUUGGCUAUAGGCCUAUUAUCUAUUAGCCCCUGGCAGCCAAAAAAAAAAAAAACGAAAACAAAAGUUUGCGCAGUUGAAAUACCACGUGGUUCUUAUAUACAAUUGACUGCGUUAUUCUUUAAAGACGCUUUCGAAUCGCCCAAGUUAUUUAUCGGGCACCGAUUGUGAAUGCCUGAAGUAGAACUGUACUCACUUUUUCAUGCGUGAUAAGUGUGACUACAUUUUCCGCAUUUUGCUCUUUUCGUCUUCUUCAGUGUUAUCUAACUGUCGCUUGGUGGUCUUACGAAUUGGAAAGGGCAGCUUUCCUCACUCUUUCCACUCCAAUCAACGCAUCGCCUGUUUGGCUAAAAUACACGAAAUGCUUUUUUUACGCUGUUAUGAUACGCAGUGCUGUGUUAUGCUCUACUAUGCCGGCUUGAGUUAUAUGAUUUAUAUCAAGUCCUUCUGUGCUAUGUUCUCCUCUGCUAUGCUGUUUACUUUUUUGUUAUGUUAUGUUUUGAUCACCGCAAGCCAAUUCAGGCAUGACGGAGGUUCGCUUCGGAAUAACAAGAAAACUGAAAACGCAGUACGCUGAUGCCUCAGGAGGCUGCUAUAAAUCACUUGCUUCAGCGUUAUCGACGGCAUAAUCGCAAUUUCUACUCUUCAAAGGCGAGGAUGGGAUUAUGUUUGUAGCAUCGAAGAGUGAUGCCUGCUCGUAUCAAUCGAAAUUUGCAGCCCAUUUUACCAGUAUCCCGUAAGAGUGACAGGGCGCGCGACGAAAACUCUCGGAUGGUUUCUGGGUCCGGGCGAAGUGUGCCGCAUUCACAUGUUGCGCGAGGCGCAGAAAUUCAGGGCGUGACCGCAGAGACCGUUAAGCGUGAUUUUAACCGUGAAUAUUUUCCCGCUUACCUGUCGUGUAACGAAGCGAAGUCUGCUUCUGUAAAUCCCGUUAGACUUGUUUGCCAAGAAACGCACCACAUAUGCGUCUACAACCUGCACACAUGAGCUGAAAUACUUCGGAACAUUUUCGCUUGUCUCUCGGAGCAGCUUGCGUGCGCAAUUCGCUUGCCACUCCAAAACGAAGAGCUCCCUCAGUAACGAUCAACUUUAAGAGUGUUCUUUUUUUUUAUGUGUCCGUGUCACUAUGGUUGGACUGCGGGCAGUUAUCGGUAUUCACGAUGGCGCGACCCUUUUGCAUCCGAAAGGUGUAAAUUGAAAAUCAGGCGCGCACUUUCAGCAAGCAAAUCGUGCAUACCGUCUCACUUAGUACAGGGAGCCUCGUAUGGGGUUAAGAACAGGAGGAUUGACAGACCUUGAUCUGCAGUGUGUGUGACACUGCAAAACAAAGAACACGUACCGGGUUAUCGCGCCGCAGUUGCUAGCGAUAGCUCGAGCACACUGCUCUGAUGGCAAGUUUGGGGAAAAGUUAGUAUAGUGCUGAGCACUGUGUCUUCGCAGCGCUGAAUGUCAAAGACAAAAAAGAAAAAGCCAUGCAAUUUAAUGUUAGUCUAGUAGUCGCAUAUACACAUUAUAAGCGCAAGCUAAAGAUUAUGCCAACGUUCAGCUCUCGCCUUGAAACCGAUGUCUUUCAUCUUUGCAGCGCUGUUUUAUACAUGCUGACUUUUUUCUGGUGUUGUGUGUGUGUGUACUCGUAACAUGUAUGUAUAAAGAAAAGAAACUGUUCUCUUUUCCGUGUUGUGAAUACUGUUAUCGUCGGUGUACGCCCGUUGUCUUCUUAAUAGUAUAAUAUACGCUAUUGUCACUAUAGACCUAAUCCUCGCAGUCUUAAACGCACGCUCCCAUGCCGUUCAGAAGUGAAGCACUCACUAUAGGCCCUUGAAUUAUAACGUGCGCGUCGAGUGACUGCCUGCAUUGGACAAAUAAAAAAAAACGAAGUGUUUUUUUUUUAUAUUCCAGUUCACUUCUAGUGCGUGCUAACUGCGCAGAGCUAGCUUGACGUGCGCCUUGCAGUGAACAGCAUUUUGCGCGCAUUUAUAGUCCGGCUUCACAUAUAAAGUUUUGGCUGCAGUGUACGAAGUUUUGGCAGCUGUGCGCUAUUCCAACCCUGCACUCAGUGCAACAACUGAAAAAAAAAAGCACCACAACGUAGCGCUCAAGCCUGUUAGGUUAUAGGCUCCGUGCGGCCCUUGGAAGGCGCCACUACACCUGAGUUUAAAACGCCACCACUGUCGGGAAUUUCGUUCGGACGUUUCGCUCUCAUGAUUUGGUCUCGUUAGCGCACAGUCACUUAUGCGAGUGCCGACCUUAGUAUUAUCGAAAGAUCGAGAAAUUGUCAGAAGCUACCAACUAAUUUUUUUGUUAAAAGCUGUUCUAGAAAACACUUAUCGAACCAUGUACCCGUCAUUGCGCUUCAGAGCUGGAGUCUGAUCGCACGCCACUGACGAAAUUAUCGCCACUGGGAGCUCUUCUCUCCGCGUAGUGCAAAAGUUAUUGUUCGAAAGCAGCUCUGCCUUUGGAUCUCAGCCGGUCACUGUCAUGUUGCAUUGAAAUAUAUUUCCAGGCUUCGUUAUCUGAACCACAAUUUUACUGUGAAAUUCACCGAAAUGAACGAUUUCAAGGGAGCUCAGGUAUGCAUAAACUGAUGCUUCAGAGUUAUGGACGCAUAAAUCAAUAAAUACGCCAAUUUCCCCUGUAGGUUGAAACAACACCAUCCUCCCCGGUACUUGCAAAUCCACGCUUAUAUACUACAUUGACAGUUCUUGAAAGCACAUGUCGCCUUGAAGAAGACAGGUCCACUUGUCCAAGCGUUGGCUCCUGCUUUCACCUUGUUCUCGUUUUGCUUAUCGUCUUGAAUUUCCAUCUCCCGCCUUCCACGUGUUCUCCCUUUGACAGUUCUUGCAACCUAAGACUCCGACGUGGAGCAGUUUCUUCCCAUUUUCUUUUUUCUAUCGCUGAUAUUGCUAGUCUCCAACGCUUUCCUUUCUGAAAAAGGCACGACGGCAAAACAAGGAAACGAGGCGUACUGUAUAAUACCUUAGGACACGAGUAAAGGAAGUUGCACGCCUAUUCCUAAUCAGUUUUGCUGUUUGAGUGCGUGGUGGUCAAUGCGGACCUCAUGCCGUCUGUAACUGUAGCCGUAAUUCUAACUCGUACGUCAUCCCACUGCCUUCAAUUUCCUGCCAAAAAAAAAAAAAGAGACUGAUUCCGUUCCAUGGACAUCUCCUGCUGUCCGUUUCGCUGGUCUUUCCCAAGAUAAAGCUUGUCAUCCUUUUUGGUUGCCCCGUUUGUUCGUGUCAAAUACAUGUGCACGAGAUAAUGUCGCGCAGAUUAUUGCGAGAAUGCGCUAGCACAUGGCUCGAGAUUGCAUGAUAAGCGACCGCUUUACUUUAUUAACUGUUUUAACGAAAGGUUGGUGCCAAUAUGUUGCUCUGGCUUCUCCGUUUCCCGGACAUAGUUGUGCCCACAAUGGUCAUAAUAACAAAAGAAAAAAAUGUACAUUAGAAAUUAACGCAGGGACUUCAAUUUAUUAGAAGGGCUGCUACAAACGCAGCGAGACGAUAAUGAGGGCUCGGGCCAUUCGUUUGAUUUCACGUAAACGGUUUGAGGUGUAACUGACCUCUUGAAGAAAACAAAAAAAUGAAGAAUUAACACGAGAUGGAAAAUUCACUCGCCAUUGAGGGCAUUUUUUUUCUGGUGUCUUCCUUUCGUGCCCCAUUGUCAGGUGUCACCGCAAAAUGGUGACCACAACGAUCACGCUUCCGACUUAUCUCUGGCCGCGUUUCAUCUGAUCUCCCGGCAUUGAUAUUACACUGUCUUACACUGUCCGAUGGCCGCACUGUAAGUUGCGCUGUUACACCGGCCAAGCUGUGUUUUUCGGUAUGUAAAAGAGACCGAAGUGUGAACCCCAUCGUACGUACUUUGGUCCAUAGAAAAGUCUGGUUCGCGAUUGGGUGACGCCGCGUGCAAACACGCGCCCGAAAUGGGUCGGAAAUGUCUUCUUUGUGGUUGCGAUUCAAUCAUCGAGGUGACACGCAGAACAAUCAUGGAGGACAAGGGCCUUUGAACCCGUUCAAAUCUCUCUAGACAAUCUGGUCCCACGUGACCAAGCAACCAGUGAGCCGUCACAUGCGAGUAAAUGGUGACCAUCGUGACAUGGGGCAUUUUAAAGCAACCUGUGCAGGCUAUAGUGGACGACCUCGUCGAUGUUUACCGCAUAACCGCGAAUCGCCCUCUUCUUGAGUACAGUACUGAAGCCAGCCAUUGGGGCUGGUUCAAACUUCAAUCAAGGGAAUGCAGUAACUUGAACUUGCUCCAGUGUGUUUGAGUACUCUUGGUGCUUUCAGUUGCGUUGUGUCAGAAUAUACAGGUGCGCAGGUGUUCUAAUCUGCCUUUGACAAAGGUGCGAGUGCUAGCUAAAAGCCAUGUAGUGGUGUAGCCUUCCCUUUUCUUUUUGUGCUGUGAUGGUGCACAUGUUUGACCAAUGUUGGCGAACAACCACCCCGGUUCACCCAAAGUCAUAUAUGUCGAUAAAAAAGAACAUGAUUGAGUGUGUGUCUUUACAUGUGUAACUUACAUGGCGAUAUCUAUUUACCAUGCAUAUAGUUGUCUUUAAAAUGAUGCAAUAAAUAAAAAAAGAAUAUUUCCUCCUGUCUCAGCA
Messenger RNA from Dermacentor andersoni, 13484 nucleotides. RefSeq names its product major facilitator superfamily domain-containing protein 4A-like. Gene Ontology annotation, biological process: transmembrane transport. NCBI's taxonomy places the organism in Eukaryota, Metazoa, Arthropoda, Arachnida, Ixodida, Ixodidae. Gene Ontology annotation, molecular function: D-glucose transmembrane transporter activity. The record is from RefSeq and is a predicted model, not a curated record.